This is a messenger RNA of Drosophila willistoni, 407 nucleotides long. Its product is annotated as protein new-glue 3-like. The record is from RefSeq and is a predicted model, not a curated record. Lineage: Eukaryota; Metazoa; Arthropoda; Insecta; Diptera; Drosophilidae. The transcript has 2 exons. The coding region runs from base 75 to 407 and encodes 110 amino acids.
GAUAGAUCAGUACUAUAAAUAGUGAAACAAGAAUUGUGAAAUAUUAUCAGCAAUCAAGCAAUCGAACCAUCAACAUGAAAUAUUCUUGCGUUCUCCUACUCCUGGCAAUUGUUGCCUGUGUCCUGGUCAAGGAAUCGAAUGCAGCAACGGGGACAACAGGUACAGCAACAACAACAACUACAACAACGUCUGGAACAACAACGACAACCACAACAUCAGCUACAUCGACCUCCUCAACCACCGCCAGCUCGGGCACAAGUACCACAACUACCACCACGACCUCAAGUCCCACAAGCUCAACGUCCACAUCAUCUAGUGCAAGCUCUAACAUAAAAACCACACGUAAGACGCAUAAAAAGAAGAAGGGCUCCUCAUGCAAAAGCAAAAGCAAAAGCAAAAAGUGGUAG